CCCUAAUCAAUUUCAAUUCAUCCAAACAUCAGAUUCAGCUUUGUAAUUUGAACAUGAAAUUUCAUAUUCAAAUGUAAUUCCGACUUUUCCGGCAAUAUUGGUUUGAGCAUUACUCCACCCAACAUCCCAAACAGUAAUUACAAUAUAAUUUUCGAUCUCAACAACACCGCACUUUUGUUAAAAAAAUGUUGAUUUUAAAAAAUAUUUAUUUUAAAGUAAUAGACUUGAGGUUUGGGUUUCGUUAUUCCAGCCACAUAUAAAAUUAAGUGGAUUGUUUGCUGCUUGGAAUUGAUUAAGAACUAAUUCCUUGAGCUUAAAAAUAUUUGAACGGACUGAUAUAAGGAGGAAUUCUGAACUUCCAUUAUUGAGUUCUUAUGAGUUCAAAUUAACUAAUUUUGCCAAUUUGAAAUAACAAAUUCUGGAAUAGCUUGUUCCCAGCCAAACAGACCCCUAAUAAUUUAGUUAAUGGAAUCUUGACUUUAAAAAAAAUAAUUAAAAGACUUUCUUUUUCCUAUUCAUCACAAAUAAGUAAAGUUGAGUCACUGUGUUUACUCACAUUCUUCACUCCUCAGUCCAGAAAACCAUCGUUUUGCUCCCAAUUUCUCUUAUUCUGAGUUGACAUGUCUACCAGACGCCAUCAAUCUGAUGAAGAUCCUCCGGUUAUCAAACUUAAGGUUAUGAUUGACAAGACUAGAAAUCGAGUAAUCUUUGCAGAGUCGGACCAUGAGUUCAUUGAAACACUAUUGUCAUUCUUGACAGUCCCUUUAGGCACAGUUUUAAGACUUCUUGAAAAAGAUACGGUUCAACUAGGGUCCAUUAGCCGCAUCUAUGCCAGUGUUUAUUCUCUUGAGCCUAGGUUCUUGCGUACAAGCUAUUGCAAAUCUAUGUUGAUCAUGCCCCGAAACACAUCAGAAGUUCAAUGUGAAAAGUUGAAGCUCAAUGUUGAUCAUUCAGAGAUUGCAGGGAAGUUGUUUGCAUGUUCUUCAUACUCUUGCAAUGAAAUCAAUAACUUGUAUAGUCUCUUUGAGAAUGCACGUUGCCGUUGUGGUUCUCCAAUGAGAUCACCAAUAAGUUUUAAAAAGAAAAGAGAGGAUGGAAGUUUUUCUGAAGAGUGGUGCAGCGAGCUUUAUGAUCACCGAUGAUUUACAGAUAAUGCCAGCCUCAACUGCUAGCUUAACUGCUUUGUUUGGAAAGCUUGGAGUCAGUGACAAGAAUGAAAUCGAGGCAAAGACCGUAGAAGUUGGCACUAAAGAGGUGCUUCAACUGCUGAAAGUUUCAUUGCUCUCCAAGACACCUUUGACAGAUAUGGUAUUGACUAGCCAGGGGAAUUGGGUGAAAGAUACAUCAAAGUUUGAAGAUUCCCUAAGUGCCAAGUUAGACAAGAAGGCCGUGUCUCAAAACUCAAAUAGUAUGAGCCUGAAGCUUAUAGUUAGCAAAAGUAAGCAAAAGGUUCUGUAUGCGGAAGCUGGGGUCAAGCUUGUAGACUUCCUUUUCAGUUUCCUUGCAUUCCCUUUAGGGGCUGUGGUAAAGCUUCUAGGUGGAAACUCAAGACUUGGGUGCAUCGAUAAUUUGUACAAGGGCGCUGAGAAUUUGAGUUCAGAAAACUAUAUUAAAUCAGAAGAGUGCAAAAAUAGGCUACUCUCUCCGAAAUUGUUCCCAUACUCUGGUUUUGACAGUCAUAUUCUUCGGGUGGAAGAGGAAUGCCCAAAAUACCGAUAUGAUGGCUUUGGAGGUUUAGCAUUAGUAAGGAACACUAAAAAAUCGAGUGAUCAUCAAUAGAAUGUGAGGAAGAAGCUAGAAGUUUGGCCAUCAUUUUGGAUCCGAAAUCUCCAUCAGGAGAAACUAUAAAGGGUGAAGGAUACUUGAAAGGACCUGCAACAUUUAUGAUAUUGGAUAAUCUUCUAGUGACUCAAUUUUCCCCUACCUCGAUCAUAACUCUUCUUAAACAAAUGAAGGUGUCAACCAAUGACUUGGAGGAGCGCAUUGUAUUCAUUGGAGAGUAUGAGGCCCUGAAUUUGCUGAAAGCUUCUUUAAUCUCAAAAACAGUUCUAAAUGAUGUUUUCAACAGAAGGGAACCCUAUCCCGGGGUUAUGCUUAAAGUGUGAACUUACAAACACGAAGGAGACGCGAUCAUCAUGGUGUAUGUAUUUGGUCUAAGAGAUGUUAUUGCCAUAUGGACUAUUGUGUGAAUUUUAUCACAUCUACUGUUGAUUGUAUAUGUAAUAUGUACAUACUAGCCACCACAUUACUUGAACCCGAGUAGGCUGUGGAUGAAAUUGGCUAUGCCAACAAAUCUUGUCUUCUUAUCUACUGGCAAUGUCAACUAAUUAUGGUGGCUGUUACAGCGUUGCAUCUUAUUACUACUUUUUUUUGGUUCCAAAAGAGAUACAUAUAUUAGCUAGCAUCAAUACAUAAGGUUGUGCUCUUACAUUAUGGU
This is a messenger RNA of Nicotiana attenuata, 2437 nucleotides long. RefSeq lists its product as uncharacterized. The record is from RefSeq and is a predicted model, not a curated record. The transcript is spliced from 4 exons. Bases 1093 to 1779 code for a protein of 228 amino acids. NCBI's taxonomy places the organism in Eukaryota, Viridiplantae, Streptophyta, Magnoliopsida, Solanales, Solanaceae.